AUGACAGCAAUUCCAUCCAAGCUCAAGCGCAAGCACGCAGAGUCUGAGAGCAGAAAGAAAUCUACCAUCGACGACUUGCCAAACAAGCGCGUCAAAAGAGCUGUGGGGAAGACAAUUUCUGGCCCUCAAGUUCCCAAACAUGCCAAGAAGAAGAAGAAGUCUCAAAAGAUUUCGUCUAUGGGUCCACCUUCUUUACCGAAGACUAAGACAGUUCGUCCUCGAAAGUCGCGCCAAAAGGAAGACCCGAUGAAAAGUACUUUGGUUUCAUCUCCACUGCGUUCCCCGAUUGUAGUUCGGCCAUCCUCUUCUCAAAUCCAAAAAUCGCCUGGUUUUAUCCUCACUCCGGUGAUUUCUUCACAGUCGACGUUUUCGUCCCCUGUCAAAUCACGGGAUACCGCGCCUGGUCGAUCUGCGGCUUCGGUUCCGGGCAAAACCUUUACCACUGCACUUCAGGAACCAUCAUGGCUUCCCCCAGCAACCAGACCCGAGGGCCCAACUAAAUCUUCAAGUCAAGGUAUCACCGCAGGGGCAACCGGGCGUUAUCCGAGACGAGGUGAGGCUGCGGAAUUCGCGCAGGUUCAAGACUAUGAAGCUCCCCGGAAGGCUCCCCGGAAGGCUCCCCGGAAGGCGGCCCAGACCUCAGCUGGUCACAUAGCAAGGGGAAUGGUCAAAGCUAGGGUUGGUACUAAUCCACCCAAAAAUAUAAUGCAGUUCCAUGCCACAAACAGUCUAGGUGAGCGGGCUGUUGCCUGGCCUGUCAUCUCAUUUGGUCCAGACGGGCCGAUGCCUCGAUGGCGGUUGUGGGAACAUCAACCAGACCUGCCACUGGGAAGAGACCUUGCACUCGACUUGAUCCGAACACAUCCAGACAGAACGAUCAUUCGAGGACUUGAUCACAACAGUCACCCCAGAUCCAAUGAUUCCAGCAUUGGUCUUGGCGCCCUUUACUGGGACUUUGAGGCAGGCCCGGAGAACACAUGGACUGGCCUCACGAGAGAGCAGCUUUACGAGUUUGCAUACAAGUGCCUCGAGGAUGCCUUGAAUGACUACAUAAGCAGACACGAGUUCCGCCUUGCGAUCAAAAGUGCAAACCUCAGCUCAAUUGCUAAUGUGGAAGACCCAUUGCCGCCUAUCCCCAAACCACCCGCAGUCACUCACUUUGGACCUGGAGCUGGCGUGACCUCGUGGCCGAAAAUGCCUCCUCGCAUGGAAGGUCGCCCCAUUUACUACUUUGGUAAUCGAUUUUCGCGUCCUAGUAUGGCUGUUAAUAUGGCCCAAAGUGCUGGCACACGGACAGACUUCUUGGUCUCCAGGAUGCGUCAUCACUUGAAGGGAACUUUGGGCCAAGCUGGCACAACGGAUCCUUCACGGGAUCCUAGAGAUGAAAGCCCGCCACCUCCUGCGAAUCCACCCAGCGCUUCGGCGAGGGAUUUUCAAAAAAAGGCAGCCGGUCCGAUAAGACUGAGAGGUGGGAACAAAGCUCUAGUUGUUGGAGACUAA
Messenger RNA from Penicillium verhagenii, 1500 nucleotides. RefSeq lists its product as uncharacterized. The coding region runs from base 1 to 1500 and encodes 499 amino acids. NCBI's taxonomy places the organism in Eukaryota, Fungi, Ascomycota, Eurotiomycetes, Eurotiales, Aspergillaceae. The transcript has 2 exons. The record is from RefSeq and is a predicted model, not a curated record.